CGUGGUGGGAAGAGAAAGUAGAUUAAUUAGCCAUAAUAAGGGAGAAAAAAAAUCUCACCGGAGAAAGGAAAGAAUCUGGAACGAAAAACCAAGAGCUCAUCCUUCCAAAUCAAUAUCAAGAUAAAACAAGAUGCCAGAAAAUGACAGCACUUGUUCGAUAAGGCUCCUUCCUUGUAAGAAAAAGAAACUGUUUCUUUCCUUGGCAGCAAUCUUGGCCAUUCUCUGCAAAGGAAUCAGAAGUCAAGCAGGGCAGACGUAUACUAUUACCAUGUCACCUUCUGUCUCUGUGCAGCGUGGUUUCACUGUUUAUAUUCCAUGCCAGUUCACUUAUAACCAGAGAGACCUGGCAUGGAAUGAGAAAGUAUUGGCUUAUUGGAUUAAGCGUUCGCCACAACGUUAUCCCUGUUCUCCACCAUUGAAUCAAAACUGCUUGCCUGUAGCUACCAAUGACCAAAACCAGAUAGUCGAACGUUCGGCCAAGGAUCGCUUCUAUUUAUCUGGAGAUCCAAUGAAAGGAAGUUGCUCGCUGGUCAUCAGGAAUGCUCGCAUAGAAGAUGAAGGGCAAUACUACUUGAGAAUUGAGGGGAAAUGGGACUUAAAAUUUUCUUUUAUCCAAGAAAGUGGGCAUACUUCACCUUAUGUUCAUGUGAUAGAACUGCCCCAGAAAGUCAGUAUCACAGUGGGCAUCCCAGACUUGACACAACCCGGCUUACCAGAAAGGAAAGAGGAAGUCAACCAUGUAAUAGUCAAGGAAGGAAACAGUAUCAUCCUGACCUGCACUGCUGAUGGUAGACCAUCUCCCAAUCUAUCCUGGAUGAAGGAGGACCAGAAAAUUGGUGAACCCACAGGUCACCUUCAGCUGCAUCAAAUUAGACCAGAGGAUGCUGGAAAAUAUCAAUGCGUGGCAAAUAAUCAGUACGGAUCACUCAAGACGAUGGUUGAAGUGAUUGUCCAGUAUCAUCCAAAGAUGCCGGUUUUCAACAUCUCCCAAACUCACAGGAGAGGCUCCAUACUCACUCAAGGUUGUUCCAAGGAGCUGGCCAGUGACUCUGAGUUGACAGCCCAAGAAGGUGACUCAUUGGAGGUGUUCUGCAAAGCAGAUAGCAAUCCUCCAGCUGCAACUAGUUGGGUGAAAGGGGACAGCCCCUUGCAGAAGCCUCUAGAUAACCAAUUGAGACUGACCAAUCUGACAAUUGCAGAUGAAGGUGCCUAUGUGUGCAAAGCUACAAACAUGUUUGGCAGUAUUCAGAGGACCUUCCAGCUAUUUGUAACAUAUGCCCCAAAGCUCAGCAGAAGCCCCCAGAAAAAUACAACCUGCUCUUAUCAUGAGAAUGGUUUCCUGUGUGUUUGUACCUUGCAUGCUAAACCCGCUCCCCAGAUCGAGUGGGAGGUGGAUGGGGAAAGGAUAACUGAGGAGAGAAGGAAGAGAGAAAACCUGACAGUCCAAGCACUAGUCCAGGAGAAUGAGGUCACCAGUACCUUAAAGUGGACGGGCAGCCUGGAUAGAGCUCAUAAUAUUAUCUGCAUGGGGAACAAUUCUUAUGGAAUCCAAAGCAUACAAUUCCUUUUGGAUGCCAAGCAACACCCAACUCCAGAGUCUUCCAUAGAAAGAUCUCUGUUCAUUGCUGGAAUAUGUGGAAUUUUUCUGGGAGCUGGAAUCCUCAUGUUGUGUUUAUUCCUGAUCAGGGUUUUUAAGAAGAAGAAAGCAUUGCUUGAAGCUAGCCAUGUCGAAGGAACCCCUUCUGGAAGAGAACCUCAGGAGGAAUCCAAGAAUUCCAGCCAUAUCUACAGCAAUAUUUUCCCGACGGGUCCAAGAUUAUCCUGGGUCAAUAAGUCAAAACCUGCUCAAGAAAGGAAGCCCAAAGUACCCCAGGGGUCCACUGCUCCAGCCCCAAGGAGAUCAGAGCCACUUGAAUUGCAAUAUGCUGACAUAGAUUUCAAGCCGAAAAGUCAAGGCGUUCCAGCCUUAAGCGACGAUGAUGUGGAAUAUUCACCCAUCCAAGCCUUCUUCCUUGGGCUAAUUUCAACACAGUUGCUUUGGAAAGGUGUGAUACCUGCAAAAGGAGGGGUGUAUUACCUGAAAGCUCCUGAUCAUGUGUUGGUAGAGGAAGGGCUCUGUGCCAUGAUUCCCUGCAAUUUUACUUAUAAUAAACAGCAUGCCUUGGAGACUGCAGAAUUGAAAGGAUUUUGGAAGAAAGUAGAAAAUAACCAAGUUAAAAUAGUGGCCACCUCAACUAAAAUAUUGGCUGAGAAUCACUUUCACCUCAUUGGGAAUCUGACAGCAGGAAACUGUUCUCUCCUCAUCUUGAAUGCCCGAGAAUCUGAUGAAGGGAACUACUUUUUCAGAAUGGAAAAAGACCCUAAAGCAAAAUACGACUUUUUCGAAUUCGCUAAACCAUACCUGAACGUAACAAAAGGACAACCACCAGAAAUACAGAUCUUGGGGACGUUGAGAGCAGGAUAUUCUACAAAGAUCACCUGUGCAACUUUUGCAAGCUGUAGUUGGAUGCCUCCAAAGUUCACCUGGAACGGCUUACCCAAAGGCAUCGAAUCUCCUUUGCAGCUGAAUGGGACCCAGGGUUACUCAGUGGUGGAUUUCUUACCUUCUGUUGCAGACCACAAGCAGAAUAUCACCUGCAGGGUCAAUUACACAAAUGGGAACAAUUCUGUUUCCAGAGAGACAACCAUCCAACUGAAUGUCACUUUUAAACCGCAGAUACUGAUCAGGGGGGAACAUUUUUGCUCCAAUAAAAGUCAGCAAAGCUUCAGAAACAUUUCUCAGCUCAAGGUACAAAAAGGGGAUUGCAUCCGGCUACGCUGCAAGGUAAAAGGCAACCCUUUGCCCCAGGUGACUUGGGUUAAUGGAACCAAAGUCUUGAAGACAAAACCCCGAGCCUUGAAUGUCCUGGAGCUUCCUGAUCUUAAACCGGAAGAUGCUGGGAAGUACACGUGUCAGGCAGUCAAUGAAUUAGGCUCUGUUGAAGCAUCCCUUGAGCUCUCCAUAACAGACCCAAUUAAAACCCUGCUUCUCAAGGUGACUGGUGCCCUUGUCGUGCUUGUUGUUAUCAUGAUCAUCGCUGGGGUCAUCCUUGCUUCUAAAAGAAACAUUUGCAAAUUUGUGUAA
Pseudonaja textilis is the source of this 3124-nucleotide messenger RNA. NCBI's taxonomy places the organism in Eukaryota, Metazoa, Chordata, Lepidosauria, Squamata, Elapidae. The record is from RefSeq and is a predicted model, not a curated record.